UGGUACCUUAAGAUUUUGGUAAGUGCACAAAAAUCAAAGCAACUUACAAUUACUACUUUUUAAAGGCAGAGCACAAAAAGUGGCAAAUCUUUUUAUAGAGUCAAAGAUAACAAACAAAACAAAGACCGUACAGAGAAAUUUGCAGGCAAAAAAAAAAAUAUAUAUUAUUGACUGCCAUUGAAGGUGGUAAUAAAUAAGCUCCACAUAGAAAAAAAAAAAAGGAAAAAAAAAAUCUCUGAAGAAUUGAAAAGAGAUGAGAGAAGAAAGAGUAUAUAGAAAGCUUCAUUUUCACUCAUAAAUUUCAACCUACUUGUGUUUAGCUGAGUAUUUUUAGCUCCCUUUUUCCAUUUUUUCUUAGUGUUGGGAAGCUCAUUGUGUUGAAUUUGUGGGGUUUGUGUAAAACUUGAAGCCAUUGAAGCUCCUGAAGCUCUCAAAAUUGCAACAUAAAAGAAAGAGAGAAGAAGGAAAAGUGUGUAAAGCUUCAUUUUCACUCAAGAAAUCUUCAAUUACCUCUAUUUGGCUCAGCUUUUUCACUCUUUUCCAUCAUUUUUUUCUUUGUUUGUUGGUGUUCUGAAGCUCAUUGACUCAAAUUUUGUGUGGUUACUGCAAAAUUGCACUCAAAAAACUUCGCAAAAUUGCUACCAAACUAUAGAGAAGAAGAAGAAGAAGAAAAAGUAAAUAGAAAGCUUCAUUUUACCUCUGUUUAGCUCAGUUCCUAUAACCCCUUUUUCCAUUUUCUCUUCAAUUUUUUGUAGCAAUAAAGUGUAAAUUGUUAUCAGAAUUUGACUACAUAUUGUUGCUAUCAAAGUUAGCGAGCAAGAUCAAAUCUAGAUCCGAUAAUUCCGGAGCUAAAAUGGGAGAAAUACCAACUGAUUUCAACAGCUUCGAUGAGGAGAUCUUGCCCAUUACAUCAGAACCCGGAAGUUCAUUCACUGCUUUACUUGGACUUCCAGCUAAUCAAGCUGUAGAGCUAUUAGUUCAGACCCCGGAAACUGAUAACAAAAUUGAAUCAGAUAAAAUCAAUGUACCUUACUAUCACUAUCCUCCUCCGGCUUUGGGUCCCACUCCGACUCCAAUUCCGAUUUUUCCAUCGGAUAUUGCUUUGAUUGAUAGAGCAUCGAAGUUCUCCGUCUUUGCUACUACUGCUGGUGGUGGUGGAAAUGGUGUUGGGAAUUCACCGGAGUCGAAUUCAACGCUUUCGAAUUCGGGGUCGAAAGCGUUGUUAGUUAAGCAAGAACCUAUGGAUUCUGAGUUUAAUCAGAAUUCAUCUCCGGCGAGUUCUGUUCCGAUGGGUGAUCGGAAAUCAAUGAAGAGAAAGGAAAGGGAGAAAAAGGUAAAAGAAACUACAAAAAAGGGGAAAAAAUCAGCUAACGAUACCUCAGAAGAAGGCGCGGAGAAGCUCCCAUAUGUUCAUGUCCGAGCUCGUCGUGGCCAAGCUACCGAUAGCCAUAGCUUAGCUGAAAGAGCAAGGAGAGAGAAGAUUAAUGCUAGGAUGAAGCUACUUCAAGAACUGGUCCCGGGAUGUAAUAAGAUCUCAGGUACUGCAAUGGUGUUGGAUGAGAUCAUCAACCAUGUACAAUCCCUACAGCGACAAGUGGAGUUCUUAUCAAUGAGACUUGCUGCGGUUAACCCGAGAGUUGAUUUCAACCUUGACAAUCUCUUUGCAGCAGAACGGAGUGGUUCCCACGUGGAGAGUAACUUACCGGACAUGGUUGUGCCACCUAUCUGGACCGAGGGACAAACCAGCGGAAACGGAAACCAUUAUCAACAUCUAUGGCAUUUUGAAGGAUUCCAUCAGCCGGUCUGGGGAAGAUUAGAAGACAACUCUAGCUUUGUUACUCCAGAGAACUCACUUUUGACGUAUGAUUCCUCAGCAAAUUCAGCAUCUUUACAGCCAAAUCAGCUGAAAAUGGAGCUAUGAAAGCAGAAGCAAGUCUUUUACUAGUGGUUAGCUGUAUAUAUAUCGAACAUAUUAGUUGAUAGCAGCCGUUGGCGAAGAAGAAGAGAGUCAUCAAGAAUUCAGAUUUUGGGUUUCACCUUCCUCUAAUCAAAACAGCAAGGAGGAACUCCAGAUUGAUCACUGCUAGAGAGGGAGAAAAUUACUUUAUGUCCCUUAUUUCUAUUUAUAUAAACAUAUAUAUAUGUGUACGCUAUGCAGAAAGAUUUUUCUAUACGAACGUAGGGUCAUUCAAUCUGAUACUCUUGACAAUACACGAGAUGAUUGAUUGAUUCGUAGCUGUAAAACAAGAAGAGACUAGUUGCAACUACUACAUUGUUAUAUCGAUGAGAUUUCACGCUAUUUACCUUUUA
Capsicum annuum is the source of this 2310-nucleotide messenger RNA. Its product is annotated as transcription factor bHLH48. Gene Ontology annotation, molecular function: DNA-binding transcription factor activity; protein dimerization activity. The transcript is spliced from 7 exons. Gene Ontology annotation, cellular component: nucleus. NCBI's taxonomy places the organism in Eukaryota, Viridiplantae, Streptophyta, Magnoliopsida, Solanales, Solanaceae. The record is from RefSeq and is a predicted model, not a curated record. Bases 854 to 1921 code for a protein of 355 amino acids. Gene Ontology annotation, biological process: regulation of DNA-templated transcription.